CAGCCGCGUGUCCAUCGCUCCGCUGCCGCCCCGGCGCCCGUGCGCACCUGCCUCGCGCGGCCGCGGGUGUCCCGUCCUCCUCGGUCUCGGCGGCCCGGGUCGCAGGGACAGCCCCGAGCGGGACGCGAGAUGGACUGCUGCUCGGGCCCCAGGCUCCCGGCACCUCCGGUCCAGCAGAAACAGGGCUUUUCCUCAGGAGGAGCAGUGACGGAAAGGAGGUUUGGCAGGAGUGGCCUCCCUGUGCUCCGAGCUUCCUUUGCUCAGGACUCGGUGGUCUUUGAGGAUGUGGCCGUGUACUUCACCCCAGAAGAGUGGGCUUUGCUGGAUCGUGGUCAGAGGAGACUUUACAGAGAUGUGAUGCUGGAGACCUGCAGGAACCUGGCUGCAGUGGAUUGUUGCACUCAAGUUAAACCUUGUGGAUCAAGAACUCAGCUGAAUAUUUUGGAGAGUGAACUAUCCAGUGAAGAGAAAAUAGUAAGAUUUACAAGAAAUGAUUCCUGGGCUCUUUUUGGAGAAAACCAAGUGUUUCAUAAUAUUGGAGAUCAGUUCCAAUCCCAGGAGAGGUGUCUGAGAAGUCAUUUGCUGGAGCGUGUCUGUGAGAGCAAUGAAGGUAAUCAAGGUGGAGACACUGUAAACCAGAUUACAGGUCUUACUGUGCAUGAGGAUUGUCCUGCUGGAGAGAAAUCCUGUGAAUGUGCUAAGUGUAGAGAAGUCUUCAGAGAUGGUUCUUUCCUUGAGAACCCACAAAUAUUUCACCCUGGACACAAGCCUAAUCCCUGUGAGGAAUGUGGGCCAACCUGUAGCAGCGUCUUGAGCCUUAGCACUCAGGUGGAUGCAGAUCUUGUGAGGAAACCUUAUGAACAUCAGGACAUUGGGAGAGCACCUAAGAGAUACUCAAAUAGUCUGGGUAGUCAAAAAUCUUUAGAGUGCGGGAAAUGUGGAAAAACUUUCACUUGCCCGUCAUCCUUUCAGGGUCAUGUGCAAGGUCACUGUGAACAGAGAGUCCAUGUGUGUGACGUGUGUGGGAAAACCUUUAUGUAUCAGUCCUAUCUUACACGUCACAUGAGAACCCACACUGGGGAGAGACCCUAUGAAUGUGUAGAGUGUGGGAAAGCCUACAGUUGCCUCUCAUAUUUUCGAGAACAUGUGAAAACGCACAGUGGAGAGAAACUCUAUGAAUGUAAGCAGUGUGGGAAGACGUUCAAAUAUCCUGCGUCCCUGCAAGGACACAUGAUGACGCAUACUGGAGAGAGACCUUAUCUGUGUCAACAAUGUGGGAAAGCCUUCAGUUGUCCCAAAUACUUCAGAAGACAUGUGAGAACACACAGUGGAGUGAAACCCUAUGAAUGUACGUUAUGUGGGAAAGCCUACAGUUGUUCCUUAUCCCUUCGGGAACAUGUGGGAACGCACAGUGAAGAGAGACCCUAUGAAUGUAAGCAGUGUGGGAAGGCUUUCAGACAUCCUCGAUAUUUUCAAAGACAUGUGAGAAUGCACACUGGAGUGAAACCCUAUGAGUGUAAGGAGUGUGGGAAAGCCUAUAGUAGUUCCACAUCACUUCAGGAACACGUGAGGACACACACGGGGGAGAGGCCCUUUGAGUGUCAGCAGUGUGGGAAAGCCUUCACUCGUCACUCCUCCCUUCAAGGACACGUGAGAGCACACAGUUUGGAGAAACGUUAUGAAUGUACACAGUGUGGGAAAGCCUUCCGUUGGUCCUCAUCCUUACAAAAACAUGUGAGAACGCACAGUGAGGAGAAACCCUAUGAAUGUCAGCAGUGUGGCAAGGCCUUCUGGUAUCCAGCCAAUCUGAGAGCACAUGUGAAGACGCACACUGAGGACAGACCCUAUGAAUGUCCGCACUGUGGAAAAGCCUUCAGUUGUCACUCCUCCCUUCAAGUACAUGUGAGAAAACACAAUGGGGUGAAACCAUAUGAAUGUAAGGAGUGUGGGAAAGCCUUCUGGUAUCCUGUAAACCUGCGAGCCCACGUGAGGACUCACACUGGGGAGAGACCCUAUGAAUGUCAGCAGUGUGGAAAAGCCUACAGGUGUCCUGCAAACCUGCGGGUACAUGUGAGGACUCACACUGGGGAGCGACCCUAUGAAUGUCAGCAAUGUGGGAAGGCCUUCAGGUAUCCUGCAAACCUGCGAGCACAUGUGAGGACUCACACUGGGGAGAGACCCUAUGAAUGUCAGCAGUGUGGAAAGGCCUUCCGGUAUCCCACAAACCUGCGAGCACACGUGAGGACUCACACUGGGGAGAAACUCUGAAUAUGAGGACAGUGGGAAAGCCUUCAUUCUUCCUUAAAAUCUGUAAAUCCAAUCAGACACACUGGCAGGAAACCUUAUGAAUGUAAACAAUGUUGGAAAACCUUCAGAUAUAGCACCUCAAUUAUUUUGUAUAUAAAAACUCAGGGCUGGACAGCAAUCUGUAUUUGUUAUAAAUAUGGUUGUGCCUUAUAAGUGCCUCGUCCAUAACAAGGAUCUCUACUGUAUUUAUUUCCACUGCAUGUUUCUGAUGAGAACACUGAGAUAAAAUAUUCCCUUCCUGCCUUUUGUAUGAAAUAUAUUUUGUUAUCUCACACAUGAAAAAAAAAAUCUAUGAUUCUGUAAAACUUGUCUCUUUUCUAUUACAAUGUCUUUUGGACCCAGGAGUGAUAAGUGAUUUGUAUACAUAUCUUGUCUUCUGUUGUGGAUACUGGAAUUUCCGACUCCAUAUCUACCUUUCAUUUCAAUCUUUAUUAUUGAAAGAUGUAUCUUCACAUUUGCUCAUCGCUGCUGUAUAUCACACCUGUGUUCCUUACAGAAAUUAGUAAAUGUGCAGGAUGUUGUAAGAGGACAGUCUAUUCUAAUUAUGUUCAUAUUUUGAUUUCUGCUGAUCACCCUUCACCUUGGUUGUUCAUCAGUCAGGAUGAGUUAAGAAGAGAAACCAUGUGGCGUGAAGAUGAAAGCUAGCAUCUGGUUGGUUCUCCUGGAUUUCAUUGUGAGCAUGGUGAGGCAGGAGACCCUAUGUUGCAGAGUCGUCCUCUGUGUGGUUCUGAGAUGAAGGCCCUGAGGAGAGAAACCUCGUGAAAGAGCCAUGAUUUUCCAUUCUUCUAUGCCAGCAGGAGACAGAACUGCAUGGGGACCCAAAUGGGCCUGGGUCAUGGCAUGUUUUCCUGACUUCUGGUCUGUCAUCUGGAACAGCCAUCAACCUAACAUAUGUUCGAUGUUUCUGUUAGGUAGCGUAUUCCAGAGACUUCUCCAUGAGCUCUCCUGGGAUGGACUGUCUUGGUUAUCAGGCCCACACAGAUCCUUAUGUUGCCUUGUGGCUCUUCAUGUCCACGAGGCCACCUCUUCAGCCUGUUAGGUGUAGGGAUCCCUCUCAUCCUGGCACCCCUUCAUCUCCCAUGCUUUUCCUAAUACAUGGUUUCUGUGGUAAACAUCUUGUCCCUCUCAGGAUAGAUCUGUGUCCUGCCACCCUGCUGACAGAUUUAAUGCUGCACCCACAGAUACAGGAAACCUCCUUCCCUCUUUGCACUGUAGAGAGGCUGCACUGACCCCAUAUUUCUUCCUUUUGGAUGUUUCCAUGAUUGGAAUAAGCACUUGUGAGUGUAUUUGGCAGCUUGUGGGAACUUUCCCGUAUGGCUGACUAGCUGACUUCUAUGUAAGAGAUAAGCUCUGUAUGCUUCGUUUUUUUCUGUUGUUACAUGUGGUUUCUCAGUGUUUAAUUUUUUCAUUCCUAAUAUGUGAUUCAAAACAGUGGGAUUUUUUUGGUGUGUGUGUGUGAGAUGUAAUCCUCCAUAUUACUUCUUAGAAAGCCUAUUACCUGGGUUUUCAAAUCUGUUACAUCCUUCUAAGGGCCAUCUCUUAUGAUUCGUUACCUGAGAAGGUAUGUUAAAAUGUUAUGCAAGUGGAGUAAUUAAUUUUUGUAAUUGUAUUAUUUUUUCCAUAUAUAUUCUGAAUAGUACUAAAUGCUGUUAAUCUUAAAAAUAUGGCUGAUGGUUCCUUUACCAGGAAAAACCAGGGUUUAUCUGUUAAUAGCAGUGAAUUACAAUUUAGUACAGAAAUGCUACAAUAAAAAUAGCAGCAUGUCUCGAGGA
Messenger RNA from Canis lupus familiaris (dog), 4079 nucleotides. Its product is annotated as zinc finger protein 77. The transcript has 5 exons. Gene Ontology annotation, molecular function: DNA-binding transcription factor activity, RNA polymerase II-specific; RNA polymerase II cis-regulatory region sequence-specific DNA binding. The record is from RefSeq and is a predicted model, not a curated record. The coding region runs from base 130 to 2268 and encodes 712 amino acids. NCBI's taxonomy places the organism in Eukaryota, Metazoa, Chordata, Mammalia, Carnivora, Canidae. Gene Ontology annotation, biological process: regulation of transcription by RNA polymerase II. Gene Ontology annotation, cellular component: nucleus.